Messenger RNA from Anopheles nili, 1083 nucleotides. RefSeq lists its product as uncharacterized. NCBI's taxonomy places the organism in Eukaryota, Metazoa, Arthropoda, Insecta, Diptera, Culicidae. The record is from RefSeq and is a predicted model, not a curated record. The coding region runs from base 90 to 1028 and encodes 312 amino acids. The transcript has 2 exons.
CUAACCCAUCCUUGUCGUAGGUUGCAGAGCUUCGAGGAAGCACGAAAGCAAAGUGAAAUUGAAGCACCAAGUUCUAGUCAUUUUUCAGCAUGAAAGCCUUCAACCUUUCGGUGGUGCUCUUCUUGGGACUUCUCGGUGUCUCGCUGGCACAACGUGAGACGUCCUUGCGGGUCAUCGACGCCUUACGCGAGCUCCAUCCCGCCUACAGGGAGCUCCGGAACUUGGUGGUGAAUGCUGUGGCCUCCGCGAAGCUAAACAGCUCCGAGGUGGUGUUCAAGUUUAACGUGGACAUCGCUGCACGCAAGGAGUCGUACAUGCAGAGUGCCAUUCGAGCAGAAACUGGCGUGCUGCGACAGGUGAACGGGCAGAGCAUCAGCAUCGACACAAGCUGCCUUAGUUUCUUGCGCCAGAGCGUCGAUGUUAACAUGAACCUGGCCGGUGUGUCGUUCUCUAACUGUCUCAGCAACGUGGACUCCACGUUGGCGGCCGAAAUCACACGCGUGUACGCCGAGCUGCAGGUGAACGAGACAUCCUUCGUCAACCUGAGCGUUUACGACGUGUUCCGGGCGCAGAACGUGUUCGUUAACCCACAAACGAUCGUUGAUCGGUUGGUGGAAAAGCUGUCAUCCGUGCAGCAGGCUCCGGUGGAGCUGGCACAGCAACUUGCUCAGUUGGUUGAUGCGUUCGAAGGUCGUCUCGGUGAUGUCCGGGCAGCCUACACCAGCUGCCUUACCAUGAACGAUCAACUGUUGCAGACCACACUUGGAUCUGUGCUGCAGCAGUUGCAGCAGAUCUGUCUGGGAUCGUUGUUGCCAGCUUCGACGGAGGAACCUACGGCGGUACCAACGGAGGAACCUACGGAGGCAGCCACAGAGGAGCCUACGGAAGCAGCCACGGAGGAGCCUACGGAAGUACCCACGGUGGAUCCGGCAACUUCAGAUCCUGAGGUGGUGGAAACCGAGCCAUCCGAGACAGUGCCAUCCGAAGAACAACCUACACCUGGCAUAGCUUACGCGAUUGUUCCGUAAAGAGGAAUGUUAAACGACUUUUAGCAAUGAAAUAUGAAUAAAUUAAAACUUAAAU